Messenger RNA from Olea europaea var. sylvestris, 1440 nucleotides. Its product is annotated as 5'-adenylylsulfate reductase-like 4. Lineage: Eukaryota; Viridiplantae; Streptophyta; Magnoliopsida; Lamiales; Oleaceae. The transcript has 4 exons. Bases 172 to 1134 code for a protein of 320 amino acids. The record is from RefSeq and is a predicted model, not a curated record.
AAUCACACUAGAAAUGUUUAAUCUGAUCCUCUUGUCAGUCUUGUGUUAACACGCGCUGUGCUCCUUCCUCGCCUCUUCAUCUCCUCUCCUCCUAUAUAAUUUAGGGUUUCUUUUGGCGGAUCUCAAUUUUCUGAAUUCGUUAUUUAGAAACCCCGUAUAUUCAAUUAUCAAAUGGAAAAUAUAUGGAGAAAUUAUUUUAGUGCUGGCUUGACCCUUUUUCUUUUUUUGGGGAAGCUAACUUGCGCCGACCCUGUUAGGGUUUCAUCAUCGCCAGUUUGUCCCUUAGAAUCCGUCAUAGAUUCCAUCUUGGGGUCCCAUGAUUUCACCUGUUCCGUCAGUGGGGUCCGAUCUUUUUACACCGCUGGUGUAAUUGAGGGGAAUGAGGUCGCACUUCAGAAGGCACUGCAUAUGGUUCACAAAAAUACACACGACUAUGUUGCUCUUCUCUUUUAUGCUUCUUGGUGUCCUUUCUCUGGCACAUUUAGGCCAAGCUUCUCCGUCCUGUCCUCCCUUUUUCCUUCUGUUCCUCAUUUUGCUAUUGAAGAAUCAGCCGUUAGGCCAAGUAUCUUAUCCAAGUAUGGAGUUCAUGGGUUACCUACUUUGUUUCUCCUGAACUCCACCACGCGUGUGCGAUAUCAUGGUUCUCGAACCCUUGAUUCUCUUGUCUCCUUCUAUGGCAAUGUUACUGGCAUGAAGACGGCAUCAGUUGAUGGAGUAUGUUUGGACAAGAUUGGUUGCACUGGAUAUGAAGACGAGCACGAAAGUUACAAGGAAAUCUGUCCAUUUCCCUGGGCUAGAUUCCCUGAAAAUUUGCUUCAGCAGGAGACAUGUUUGGCCCUGGCUACUCUAUUUGUGAUUUUGAGAUUGCUCUAUUUCUUCUUCCCAACUUUGCGGGGAUGUGCUCAAUUAGCUUGGAGAAGGUGUGUGUUAAAAUUGGGGAGUUCGUGGGAGCAUCCCGUUGUGUACCUAAACCGAGCAAUACCGUUGUUCAAUUCCCUUAAAGAACCUUGCAAGAAAAGCAAUUUGCAGGAAGGAGCUAAGAACGCCAAAGUAUGGGCAUCCAAGUCUUUAGCUUCUGUUUCAUUUGGCGAUGCAAGCUCAAGCCAUGAUUUGUCAGUAAGUUCUGCCAACUGAAUUUUUUUUCCUUUUUUUGGCUCCCAGGACAUGAUACCAGCUAUUUAAAAUAUAUAUAAGGGUACGGAAGUAUUACCAAUUGUUGGUCAGAGUUUAUUCUUUUGAAAUUCCUUGCUGCCUAUUUAGUGUUCUUUGUGGGGCUCUAUAUCUUAAGAUGUGGCAAAGAAUGCUCUAUGUAUGGCCGUUGUAAUAAUUAGUUCAAUUUCGAUGUAAUGUAGAUUAGAAUUUGUUUUGACAGUCCAAGAACAGAAAAAUAACAGUGGGUUUAAAUCUAUGUAUAGCUGUUAACCGAUGCCUGAUUGUGAA